This is a messenger RNA of Salmo salar (Atlantic salmon), 1043 nucleotides long. The record is from RefSeq and is a predicted model, not a curated record. Lineage: Eukaryota; Metazoa; Chordata; Actinopteri; Salmoniformes; Salmonidae.
CACAUCUCUAUAAAACAUCAGCUGAAUCUCUACUUGUAGACAUAUGACUGCAGGUCCCCAACUCAGCAGGCAGGCAAAGACUUUAGAAGACUGCUGCAGCCCGUCCAUCUUUUGGUGGAUUCCCCUCCUGGUGGACUUAAAGUGAUGGAGAAGCCUGAUGAUGAGGGGUCACCAGGUGCAACAGGUGGUGAAGGGGAUGGAAGAGACACCACACCAGUUCACAGCACUGGUACUCCUGAUGGCAUUGCAGCACUAGGAGCUAUGCUGACAGGGCUUCAUGUUGGUUCAACAGCAGCAACAGCAGUCAAUGCAAACAAUGCAGCAACAGAUGCAGCAGCAGAUCAGCCAGCUACAGGAGGAGGUGCAGAAGGGAAAGACUAAGCAACUGUGUGUUGUGACCCCUCUGCCAGCAGCAAACCCAGACACUUUGACAAGACCAGCUCCUCAGUCCCUAGACCCAGCAGAGGAGGUAUUAGCUGAACACCUUGACAAGAAGGAGGAGGAAGCAGAGAGGAAAUCGGAAGAGGUCCAACAGCCUUUGUCCAAAGCCAAUGAUGAGACAAAACCAGAGACAGAUGGCUCCUCAGGAGGAAACAGAGAAACAACCAGAGGCCCAGCCGAGGUGUCAGGUCAACACGUUGUCAAGAAGGAGGAGGCAGAGAGGAAAUGUGAAGCGGAAGAACCAGUGCCAAAAGCCAUAGAUGAGCCAAAAACCAGAAGAAGGUUCCUCAAGAGAAAACAUCAAAACAACCCAAGGAUCCUGUCUCAGGGAGCUGUUGUCAAUGACUGGACUAGAAGAUCAUUAUGAAAACAAGCUGACGUUAAGUACUGCCCUUGAGAUAAAUGCCAAUACUACAUCAGAUGAACCUCUUACCACUAUGCAGUCACUUCCAGGUGCCUUCCUUAAGAAAUUAAUGAUGGCAAAUGUGAAUGCAAGGAGUGUGAAAUGUCUGAACACUGACCAGGAGGUUUCCAAUUAUGGUGUAGACAACCUGUACACUGACACUGAUUCCAGCAAUGUCAUUAAUCCACUGGACCUGAUA